ACAAUUUGUAGUUUUGGUUUUUCAAUUGUUUUCUGAUCUCCCUUGGAAAAUUUUGAUAUUUCCUGCAUUUCUACAUACUUGUGAUGUGCAUUUCCGUGUGAAAAGUGUGCAAAUCGCAAGGGUGGAAACCAAUGGGUGGUUUGGACAUUGAAUUGUGUGCGUGGUGCGGCUGUGAAGUGCGCCAUUUGGGCCAAAAGUGCGUUGAUGCUCUGUUGGUGUAAAUAGAGCGAGUCAUGGAUGAUCAGGAGCCGGAUUCCACGAAAAAGCUGCCAGAAGGGAGAGACUGCAGCCCGACUGUGGUUCCGGGGAAUGAUCAUCUCACCUACGACACGGAUAAAUUGUCUGCGAGCGAUAUUGAUGUUAUAAUAUUGGGGAAUUCCUGCAAAACGAACGAUUUAGAGGAGAGUUCAAUGGUGAACAAAGACAUUGAGUACCGUCUGGGUUGUCCGGGCAGUCCGGCUCCCACGUCCACGUACCAGACCUUUCAGCACAACUUCGAGUACGAGACGGACAAGGGGCUGGGCGAGGAGACGAAGCCGCCGGCGCUGCCCAAGCUCACGAUAAAGCGGACGGCUCCGCUCGUGGAGUCGCAACUGACGUCCUUCUUCAGCAAUUCCGGCGGCCACGAGGUGGUGGAGUCUGCGUCGCGGGAGCACGAGGAGGCGCCCGCGGACGCGCAGUCUGUGCCGAAGCUGAAGCUGAAGAUCACGAAGGACACGCAAGUGGCCACGGAGUAUCAGCCCAUCCCCAAGCUCACCAUCAAGACGAACUACUUAGAGCAGGGCAGCAGCACGACGGUGAUCCGGGAGGACAUCCCCGAGUCGCUGCCCAAGCUGAAGCUGAAGACUACUUACAAGGCGGAGGACAUGACGCCGCUGGAGAUUGUCACGCCAUCGCAGAAGAUGCUGAUGGACAACAGUGAGGAGAACUGCCAAAAAUCGCCGCGUAUCAUUCUCAAGAUCAACAAGAAUCAGAGCUACUGCGUCUCCACGACCAAUUGCGAUACGCCGGCCAAGGUUCAAGAGGCUUCCACGACAUUCUCCACCCCCAGUGAAUCGCCGAAGGUGUCGCCGGAAGAGCCGAGCAGUCCGGCGGACAUGGACGUGCAGAUCACCUCUGUGGACAGCCACACGAAUGGCGAGGAGAAUGCCAAGAGUGCAGGCAACUUCUCGCUGGACAAUCAGGUGAACUCCACUGACAUGGACAUGGAGUGCAUCCUUCCGGACGAGCCGCAGGAGAGCAACGGCGAGGACAGACUCCUCAAGGCGGACUUGCCGCUCAGCAGCACCAAUGAGAUGAGUGACAUCUCCUUCUCCAAUUCCAUGAAUGACAACUGUAUCAUAAUCCCGGACGAGAGCAACUCGGAUUGCGUGCUCGUGGGGAAGUCCAGCAACUCCCUGGAAGAUCCGCUGCAGGUGCCGAACUUCAAGGAGUGCUUCCCGACGUUCGAGGGCAGUCUGCCGGAGACGUCGGCCGAGAAUUCGGUGGCGGAAGUGGUGCCUGUGCCCGAGGUGCCGGUGAAGCGACGCCGCGGGCGUCCUAGGAAGCAUCCGCUGCCGGAGGAGCCGCCAGCGGUGGCCGUCGUGGCGGACUCCACGACCAAUCACCAGCGGAGUCCGAGUCCCACGCGGAAGGUGCGGAAGAAACGCGUGAAGAGGACCCCCGUGGCGCCGGCUAAAGUACAAACAUCGAAACCUCCAGCUAGGCAGAAAUUUAACAAAAACAAAUACUUUAGGCAGAAGAUGCUCCAAGAGACGCUAAAUAAUUCAAUUCAACUGUUUGAGGAGGACACGCGAAUGAGCGGAGAAAUUCCUACAACAUCCACAAAGAAACAAUCGGCAACUCCGAAGAUCAUCCAAACCAACUCGCAGAAGACAAUGGACUCAUCGAGUGUCGGUGAGGACAGCAGUAACAAGACCAUCACGAAGAAGUCGCGAGGGAGAAUGGAGGUCAACGAGGAGGGAGGAACGGAGUUCACGGUCGAUAUGCUGGCGGAAUAUGACUGGCCGCCGCCGGUGGGUUGCUGUCCGAACAAGAACCGCGACACUUACAUGCUCCAGGAGCAAAUAGCUGAGCAUCUCGGCGUGAAGAGCUUCAAGCGCAAAUAUCCUUACUUGUACAGGCGCCCAGUGGAGAUGGAGGAGCGGAAUUAUUUGGUGGAGAAGAAGCUGGUGUCGGAGAAGAUGUCCAACUUGGGCCUAACAGCUGUCUAUGCGGUGGAUGUGCUGGACAUAAUGUACCAGGACUUCAAUGACAAGUACGAGGAGUACAAGAAGUACCAUCGCGAGAGGCAGCUCAAGGAUUCCAGCAGCAAGCAGCAGAAGGGCGUGAAGACGGAGGUGGACAAGGCGACGGUGCACGAGAAAGCGCUCAAGUCUACGGCAUCGUGGAAUACGAAGUUCAACAAAAUGCGGAAUGAGAACCGGGUGGGCUGUAUCGAUCUGCAGAGCUACAUUAUCAAUAUUCCGAGGCGCAAGAAGCCGCCGGCGCCCGUCUUCUCGGAUCCCGCGGCGACGGCCUAUCCGGUGGAGCUGAUACCAGGACAGUAUUCGACACAGUGGGAGUCCUACACGCCGGCGAGUCUCAUCUAUUACCCGCUCAAGACGGCGAGGCCACUGGACGGCGAGAAUCCGUUCGAGUGCUUGGUGAAUCACAAGAAGGAGCCUGUCGUGAGCUCGUCCGAGAGCUCAUCGGAUUCAGGAUCAGAUACCAGUUCAAUGGCAUCGAGUGAAUCCUUCUCUGAUUCCGAGGAGGAGAACGCCAAGGACGAAUACUGCUCGAUGUGUACAAAAGAGAAUCCACCUGAGAAGAAGAAUGCACACAGCAGAGAGGAUCAGAAUUGCAAUCCGUGCACGUCGUGCAAGCGAAAAGGCGACUAAAGCGCGUGCGACGACGCCGGAAGAGGGCGGCGAGAGGAUUUAGCGAAAAGAAGAAAUUGAUAUUUUCCUGCAAUUCUAGUUAUCUCGGUCUGCAGUAAAUCACACACAAUCCAUCUUUCACCACAGGCGCCUCAUUAAAUCAAAGUGGACAAUUUAUUUAUGUUAGUGACGUGAAAGAUAUUUUCAUUUUUAUCUCCUUUCUGUCUUUACUAUUAAUGGAUAGUGUCGCUGAUUUGUAAUCAGUGGCUAAUAAUUUGUUUUCUUUUUUUUGUCUCUUUUGUAAUGGAAAAAAAAUAAGGGGGAGAUGAAUGAUGCGAAGAAAAGUGUAACUUGAUGAGAGAAAGAGAGAGAGAGAGAGAAAAAAUGUGGAAUGGAAUUAAUACACUGAAUCAUUUCUUUUGUACUGAUAAAGUAUCAAUCAAUUUGCAUGGCUUUGCCUUUCGGAUUAGGGCGCACCUUCGCCAUGAAGAUGAAUCUGUUUAUUUUCCUAUUCUCACUGAGGUUAAUCCCUUUUGGACUUUGAUAUGUUAUGAUAGAACUGUUCUGCCCUGUUGUGGCGUCAUGCUGAGGAUGGCCUAAAACCUGUAUUAAUCUAUCUAUUAGUUGAUUUGUGGAACAAACAGGAAUAUCGGAGAAAUGACGUGCAUUUUCUUCCUUUUAUCGUCGGAGUUGUAUCUCAGGUGUUUUGGAGUGCGUCAACUUGGGGCGAUUCAAAGAACCUUCGAUGAAUGAUGGUCAAUUUAUGUAAUUCUUUUGCCACUAUCGCUAUCAAGAUUGCCGGACGGUCUCUUUUUUAUUAAUUAACUGUGCG
Phlebotomus argentipes is the source of this 3690-nucleotide messenger RNA. It is a transcript of the gene e(y)3, whose product is annotated as supporter of activation of yellow protein. NCBI's taxonomy places the organism in Eukaryota, Metazoa, Arthropoda, Insecta, Diptera, Psychodidae. Bases 234 to 2879 code for a protein of 881 amino acids. The record is from RefSeq and is a predicted model, not a curated record. The transcript is spliced from 6 exons.